Molecule: messenger RNA, 900 nt
Organism: Dichotomopilus funicola
Lineage: Eukaryota; Fungi; Ascomycota; Sordariomycetes; Sordariales; Chaetomiaceae
Product: phospholipase C/P1 nuclease domain-containing protein
Exons: 3
Coding region: 1-900 (299 amino acids)
Biological process (GO): DNA catabolic process
Molecular function (GO): nucleic acid binding; endonuclease activity
Source: RefSeq, a predicted model, not a curated record
AUGAAGGCGUCAUCUUUUAUCAUUGGGGCCGCAGCCGUGCCUGGAGCACUGGCGUGGGGCGGUUUCGGACAUAUCACCGUCGGCUACAUAGCGAGCAACUUCGUCUCGCCGUCGACUACCACCUACCUUCAGACCCUCCUGCGCAACGACACGAGCGAUUACCUUGCCGGCGUGGCCACCUGGGCCGACUCCAUCCGGUACACCAAGUGGGGGCGGUUCACGUCCGACUUCCACUUCAUCGACGCCAAGGACUCGCCGCCACAGUACUGCGGCGUCGACUUCGAUCGCGACUGCAAAAAGGACCGCGGCUGCGUCGUCAGCGCCCUGCACAACUACACGACGCGCCUACUCGAUACCGACCUGCGCGCUUCGGAGCGCGCCAUCGCCGCCAAGUUCAUCAUCCACUUCAUCGGCGACAUACACCAGCCGCUACACACGGAGAAUGUCGAGCGCGGUGGCAACGGCAUCCACGUACUGUUCGACGGCCGCAACUACAACCUGCACCAUGUGUGGGACACGAGCAUUGCCGAGAAGCUUGUCGGUGGCGUGCGCCGUCGCGGGCCGUACCCGGAGGCCAAACGCUGGGCCGACGAGUUGACUCAUGAGAUCAAUGAGGGCAAAUACGCAUCAGAGAGCAUCGAGUGGGUGAGGUCGGCCAACUUGUCGGAUCCGAUUGCUACAGCGAUGUCCUGGGCGAGGAUAGGGAACGCAUACGUCUGCACACAUGUCCUACCCGAGGGCCCCGACGCCAUCAGAGGCCAGGAGCUCGGGUCAGACUACUACGAGGCGGCCGCGCCGAUAAUCGAGGUGCAGGUUGCGCGGGCGGGAUUCCGCUUGGCUGCUUGGCUGGACCUGAUCGUCACGAGCCUCAAGACUCAAGAAGCGCCGGGCGAUCUUUAG